UCAACUUGCAGGCAGUCACAAAUUAAUCAAAUUUUACAAUGGCUGCGUUCGCGAAAUUUUACCUAGUUUUAAUAUCGUGUUUGGCUUUUUGCCUGGCUGGAAUCCUGGCUAUACAUCCAACUCCGCAGGAAGCCGAGGAGAAUAUGUCCAGGUUUAUGAAAGUGCUUCGCCAGGAGCAGUUUAGUGCCGGCUCGCCGCGAUUUAACGAUGUGCUGGGCAACGCCAGGACUAUAAUCGAAUACCAGGAUAGGGGAUUCAUUGGAGUGCGCAGCAUUUUCCAGUGGAUGACCAGUCCCAAUCCGCGCAACGAUGGCGUCUAUAAUUUCCUACAGUUCUACACCAGCGAAUCGAGUGGAUAUAUAGGCAUACAGAAUUACGAGAAGAGCUCCAAAUAUACGAUUCUGUUUUCCGUUUGGGAUGCAACAUCUGCCAGUCCGGGUGGUAAUUUCGAGUGCAGCACCUUUGGAGGCGAGGGCAUCGGGUAUAAGUGCUUCAAUGGCACUUUCCCGCUGAUCAGCAAUGCCAUUUACUUUCUGGACGUGCAAAUCGAGGGUUCCACCUUCAAAGGAUACAUAUCAGAGCCGCAGGAGAAUCUGGACAGCGUGACCAGCGAUCAAGUGACCCGUCAUUUAAUUGGCGAGAUCACCACCCCACAUGCCAAGUUGACUAACCUCAUACCCUUCGGCUAUUACAAUGAGAACUAUCGGGAUAAGGACACCUGCAGGGAGGCCUUCGAACUGGUCACCGUCAAUCAGGCUCCGCAUCAAUAUACGAAACACGGCCAUGCUAAUACCAAAUUCACAGAGGCUUACCUCUACAAUUCCGAGUGCGAGGUGGAGAACAUUUUGGUGGCCCUCACGGCGGACAAGAAGAGCACCAUCUACUUCACCAGGCCCACUGCAUUGGAUCUGUACAAUAGAGCAUAAAAUCAAGUACUUAUUGAUUUAAUUUGGUUAUAUUUUCAUGCUUUUAUAUACAUUUUUUUUUAACC
This is a messenger RNA of Drosophila gunungcola (fruit fly), 991 nucleotides long. RefSeq lists its product as uncharacterized. The record is from RefSeq and is a predicted model, not a curated record. The coding region runs from base 39 to 926 and encodes 295 amino acids. Lineage: Eukaryota; Metazoa; Arthropoda; Insecta; Diptera; Drosophilidae. The transcript has a single exon.